Molecule: messenger RNA, 2871 nt
Organism: Oncorhynchus tshawytscha (Chinook salmon)
Lineage: Eukaryota; Metazoa; Chordata; Actinopteri; Salmoniformes; Salmonidae
Gene: pdxkb
Product: pyridoxal (pyridoxine, vitamin B6) kinase b
Exons: 11
Coding region: 428-1363 (311 amino acids)
Biological process (GO): pyridoxal 5'-phosphate salvage
Cellular component (GO): cytosol
Molecular function (GO): pyridoxal kinase activity
Source: RefSeq, a predicted model, not a curated record
AGUUACAAAAUCCCUGGCUACAAAUGAGUGUAGGGCUCUACCUAUAACAUUUGUAUUGAUUUCAUUCGAAUUAGCCCACUGCUUCCUGGGUGCGCAUAACACCUGCCCUUGAAAUCCACAGACAACAUCGUAAAGGACUACGGGUGGUUUGCAUAGAAGCAACACGCUUUUUUCUAUUUCACAAUAUUGCUGUCACGUCCGUUCCAUUAUUGCGCUUGUGAUGUCAGUGGAUUUAGGUGCCCGUCACGAAUGCCUGAGCGUUUCUGUGUGGGUUCCAUGUCCUUCAGUUUAGUGGCUGGAUUCUGAUUUUACCCUCACUGAAAACACCUUGGAUUGUGGACUCGGGAUCGCUGCUUUACGUGCAGCCCUGAACACAAAACCUGCGUUUGUUUUGCGCGGAUUGUGUAGCGUGUUUUAUUAUAACUUUAUGCACGAAAUGGAAUGCAGAGUAUUGUCAAUUCAGAGUCAUGUUGUCAGGGGAUAUGUUGGCAAUAAAUCGGCAUCAUUUCCGUUACAGGUGCUGGGGUUUGAGGUGGAUUCAAUCAACUCGGUACAGUUCUCCAAUCAUACAGGCUACUCUCACUGGAAAGGCCAGGUGCUGACCGCGGACGAGCUGCACGUCCUCUACGAGGGGAUCAAGCUCAACAACGUCCACCACUACGACUAUGUUCUCACAGGGUACACUCGAGACACUUCCUUUCUGGAGAUGGUUGUGGACAUCGUACAAGAGCUGAAGAGGGCCAAUCCUAACCUUGUGUAUGUGUGUGACCCGGUGCUGGGGGACCAUGGCUCCAUGUACGUUCCAGAGAACCUGCACCCAGUCUACAAGAACAAGGUGGUGCCAGUGGCCGACAUCAUCACACCCAAUCAGUUUGAAGCAGAGCUCCUGACAGGGAAGAACAUUAGCACAGAGAAAGAUGCAGUGGAGGUGAUGGACCUGCUCCAUAAGAUGGGUCCUGACACGGUGGUCAUCACCAGCUCUGACCUGCCCUCGCGUCUGGGUGACCGCUUCCUUGUGUCCCUGGGCAGCCAGAGGACGUUGAUGCCUGAUGGUACCAAGUCCACCCAGAGGGUUCGUAUGGAAAUCCCCAAGGUGGACGCUGUGUUUGUGGGGACAGGGGACCUGUUUGCUGCGAUGCUGCUGGCCUGGACUCACCACUACCCCAACGACCUCAAGACUGCAUGUGAGAAGACUUUCUCAGUCAUGCAUCACGUUAUCAAGAGGACCAUCUCUUAUGCUCACGAUUUAGCAGGGCCUGGCCGAAAACCCAGCCCGCCUCAACUGGAGCUGAGGAUGGUUCAGAGUAAAGCAGACAUUGAGGACCCCGCCAUCGUGAUGGAGGCUACUGUCCUAAACCUAUAGAGCCCCCACCCUCAAUCCCCCCGCGCCACAACCGCACAAUGUAUAGGUGUUGUACAUUUUGAUCUGUAAUGUGACAUUGCCUUAGAAAUCUCUUACAGAGCACAACAUUUCCAUAUGAGGAGACUUAGCAGGGUAUGGAUGGACAGAUGGGGGGGGUGAGCAGAGGAGGGGAAGACCUGAGUGGGCCGGAGUGGGGGCUACUGCACUCAGACACCUCUUUUCGACAACCUGGUCUCUCUCGGUCUCUCUUUAUCUCUCCCACUCCCUCUUUGAGCUUGCCUAACCUCUUGGUUUGUCCUGCACACACAGCUUCACAGCCCAGGCCAGCCCAGGCCUAGACUAUUCCAAGGCUAGGCAUCACAGGGCUUAGGCCUAUUGGAGUUGCAGCACUAGCUAACUACGGUGGCAAUGUGGUGGCUCAGGCUAGCUAAAGCCUAGGCCGAGGUUAUAUCUGGCCUGCAAAAAUCAACCAAUCAACAAUCUGUCAAUCAAUCAAGCCUUGUGAAAUAUAUGCACAGCUGAGGGCAGAAUACUGAUCAGGGAUAGGAUAGACUCUGAGGCACUUAUUUGAGUGGAGGAGUGGUGGUUUAUAAACAUUUUACCUCAUAUGUCACAACAGGACAAUGGUUUUGGGUAUGUUGAUUCUUAAAUCAAUUGUCCAUGUUCGGUGCUUAGAUCAUGAUCAGCGUAUGAUCAUUGUAAGCACGUCACUAACUUUGUGGUUGUACGUUUUUGUGUGUUGUUUGUUAUUUACAAUGUGUGAAAUGCUGGAGAUCUAUCAUUUCAACAUUUGUUGAUGUAUGAUCCGUGUGUGUUCAAAUUUCAAUGUUAUUGGAAUUACCAUGCGUAUGUCUUUUAUUUUGUUCUUAAUUGGUUGCAAGGACUAGCAAGGAUAAUCUACACUGUUCAUUUUAUACAUACAAAUUAAGCAAAACAUUCAUAUACUUGUUUAUGUGUUUGUAUAUUUACAUAUCUUGGGCAGAUAUAAUAUUGAUAUGGUUUCUCUGUCUGUACCAAACUUGUGAAAUCAAAUUAUGUUAGAGAGUGCCAAACUGGCUGUUUCCUGAAACAGACAUGAAAUUGCAAUAAAGUUAAUAUGAUUCCUGUUAUUUAGCCAACUUGCUGUAAGUUUUCUGUCUUCCCCUGCUUUGUGGGGAAUUCUCCAUAUCUUAUGCUCUGUUCUGAAGAAUGAACAAUGUGGAGAAAGCUGAUUUGAUCUUUCUGGUGAUGCUAUGUUACAACCAUUUCUCCUCAGGCGGGGGGAGUGUCCGUGUGCAGGACCAAUCAGGGGUUAGUUCUGCUCUGACUGACAUGUACUUACUCCUCAGCUUUUCAUGAAACCAGUGAACUGUUUAAUCUAUGUUCCAAUUGUGCGUUACUGUACAUUUGUGUGUUUGCGUGUGUGUGUGUGUGUGUGUGUGUGUGUGUGUGUGUGUGUGUGUGUGUGUGUGUGUGUGUGAGAGAGAGUAUGUACAUGUAUGUAAGUGUAUAUUUCCUCUGUAAUGGGG